This is a messenger RNA of Lampris incognitus (smalleye Pacific opah), 3308 nucleotides long. RefSeq names its product RAB35, member RAS oncogene family b (gene rab35b). Gene Ontology annotation, cellular component: endosome membrane; plasma membrane. Gene Ontology annotation, biological process: endocytic recycling. Gene Ontology annotation, molecular function: GTPase activity; GTP binding. Bases 244 to 849 code for a protein of 201 amino acids. The transcript has 6 exons. NCBI's taxonomy places the organism in Eukaryota, Metazoa, Chordata, Actinopteri, Lampriformes, Lampridae. The record is from RefSeq and is a predicted model, not a curated record.
UGCCAGAGAAGGAAGCGGAGUUUCCGGCUAUUUGCAGCGGAGGGAGAGGAUUGCUGACGCCGCGAAACCCCGAAAAAAAGCCGGUGGCCUGGGGGCUUAGCAGUUGAGCAUCUCAAGUGGUCUUUUUUUUUUUUCCAUAUCGGGGUUUUGAUCUUGGGUGAAUUUACGGGCCAAGGGUUCGGGCAGCAGGUCGAGAAGAGCAGAGAAGCGGCACAAGGCGGGGGUGACCCACCAACUACCGGCAUGGCCAGGGACUACGAUUACCUCUUCAAGCUGCUCAUCAUCGGUGACAGCGGGGUGGGAAAGAGCAGUCUCCUCUUGCGAUUUGCAGAUAACACAUUUUCAGGUAGCUAUAUAACCACAAUUGGAGUGGACUUUAAGAUUCGGACAGUGGAGAUCAAUGGGGAGAAAGUGAAGCUACAGAUCUGGGAUACAGCAGGACAGGAGCGCUUCCGCACUAUCACCUCCACAUAUUACCGGGGAACGCAUGGGGUCAUAGUGGUGUAUGAUGUCACGAGUGCGGAGUCUUUCGUUAAUGUGAAACGAUGGCUACAUGAAAUAAACCAGAACUGUGACGACGUGUGUCGAAUAUUAGUGGGAAACAAGAACGACGACCCCAACUCCAAGGUGGUUGAGACAACCGACGCACAAAAGUUUGCAGAGCAGAUGGGCAUCAACUUGUUUGAGACGAGUGCAAAGGAGAACAUCAACGUUGAAGAGAUGUUUAACUGCAUCACGGAGCUUGUCCUAAGAGCCAAGAAGGAGGUGCUGGCCAAGCAACAGCAGCAGCAACAGAAUGACGUGGUCAAACUCACCAAGAACAGUAAACGAAAGAAAAAGUGCUGCUAGCGAACUCGAAGCCACCCAAAAAAGACACCUAGCGUCUUUCUUCAGAAAACACACACACAUGCACACACAAACACACACACACACACACACUUAUAUCCAUACAGGACGGGACUCCAAGCAUCUAAAUUAAAGAGCAUAUAAAAAUCUAAUAAAUAAUACAAUGAAAGAAAAAAAGUGGGGGGGAAAUGUCCCUUUUGGACAAAUAAAUCAUGAAGACUUUAAAAAAAUGUACAGAUUUUAUUAGAAGUCAGAUCAAGUUAUAUUUGGAAUUCAGCAGAUGGGCACUAUUGACCAGGGGUCCUCCUUUCUCGAAGGAUCUGCAAGCUGACCACUGACCGCCAUAAUGCUCAGAUUUCAGUAUACGUAAAUCAAUAUUCUUACAUCAGUAUGUCGUCGCUCCUUCACACAGGACAUAAGUCAAGUUUAACUGCGCCUGAAGAGGAGGAGUCACAUAUUUUUGGAGGGUGGGGGUGGAAGAUGGUUGUUGGAGGGUGUCUAAUCGAAAUGAAAUAGCUCACAACCUUUGUACAUUUUUCUUUUGACUUUUUAUUAUCACGGCUCAUGCCAAGAGAAUCAUGAACUUAUUUGUUUUGUUUUUUAUUUGAAUUGAUGGGGGAAAAAAAAUCACAGGAUGAUAAUGAUCAGUAUCCAACCUUUAGCAACUAAUCCAAUGGACACAACUGGUGACUUGUCAACUGUUUUUCUUGUUUCUCUUGUCUGUAUUUUGCCAAGAUCUCCUCUCUCCCCUCUAUCCUCCAGUAGUGCUGAGCCAAUGACCUGUUCUUCUUCUCAGUGCUGUGACAAGUGACAAGCGGUCAGCCGCUCCUAUUGCGCUGGGCUGGCACUGUUCACUGCAGUCUUACCAAGCUUUCAAGUUUGCAUUUAAACUUUUUCUCCCACCUUUUUUUUUUAAGAAAAAAAAGAUGAUACUGCCAAUAUUAUACAUACAUAGAUGUAAAAACAAAGAAGAAGAAAAAGAAAAGAAAAAACUUAAAGCUCAGUGGCACCCAUGUUGGACUGUUGCCAUUGCGUCCCUGUUGGCCAAGUUGAGUGUGGAGUCAGGGUGAGAAUCAAGGGUCUGAUGAGACCCUGUCGACUCCCCAGGCAGUCCCUGGUGCUGCACCAUCUCCCAUCCUCCUCCUCUUCCCUUUCAGCCACACUGCAGCCCCAGGUUUUCUUUCCACUGUGCACCUGGCGGCCACAUAUCAGCACCUCUCAUAGCUGUGGACUUGCCUCCUAUAUUUGGUUGCUCAAGCGGGAAUUUCCCUCGCACACCGACGAGACUCGAUCGUCGAGGCUUUUGGUUUUGGGCCUGGAAGAUGGAGGAAGAGGAAAACGGGGCUUCUCGUUGUCAUUGCAGUGACCCCCCCCCCCCCAAAUUCAUCCAUGGUUAAGCUAUGUUGUCUGUUUUGAGCAUGUAACACUUUGUUUGAAGGGGUAUGUAUAAGGUUAUAGCUGACUGAUUUACCAGCCUGCAGAAUAUUCUUAACUGUUAAUUAAUGUUAAUGUCUGGUGUCAUGUUAUUUUUUUAAAAACAUUUUUUACACCCGUUUUAUUACCCGUCACAAUCUUGUUACCUGUUCAACUUAAGUGUUGCCGUAUAGUGUUUUUUUUUUUUCCCUCCCUUUUCUUGACUAUGAGAGCAUUGCAGACGCCGUGACUGGUCGGUCACGAAGGAGCACCUCAAGAUGUUCCACAUAACAAGGAAGCCCAGACCUCAGGACCUUCAAUGUGUGUGUGUGGGCCACAAUGAGACAGUUCGUGUCAGAGGGUGAAGCAUCGCAGAAUGUCAAAACAGAAAACCAAGUUCUUGGUUACUGAUAAUUUUUUUUUUCUUAUUGGGAGAAUACAUAAUUGCAACCGUUCCUGGAUAAUGGCUGUAUUUCUGUUGGAUGCAUUCUGAAUUUUCUAUUCUCUGAGCGUGACCCGAGUGUUGGUUGGGAUUACGACGGGCGCUGAGAGGCUGCUGGGUGUUAAUGUGCGAACUUUGGUGAGAGAAGCCCCGGGUCGCAUAGUGCAGUUGUGCCCCGAUUUGAAAGCUGAGGCAGUAGAGGAAAAUGGUAUCAAAUCUCAGACUGUAUGAUUUCUAUUCAUUAUGUGUAUGUAUAUAUAAAUAUAUUUGUGUGUUUAUAUUCAAUAUGGAACAUACACACAUCAGCACAUGUCAUUGUGCAUGUGUAAACAUGCCCUGUGUGCUGUGGUUGAAACACUUAGCAGCUGUGGUUUGCUGUACACUGGAGAACAGAGAUGUACUAUUCAUUUUUUCCCUACAUGAAUUUAAUCAAUAAUAAACAUUUUAAAAGAAUAAAUAUUUGACACAUAAUGAUUGAUCUAUUUGUCCAUGGUUUGGGGCUUGGUCUACUUGGUCAUGAGCCUAUGUCGGUUUCGUUUUUCUGUAAAUUAAACUGUAUGUGAGCAGGUUUGUGCUCCCCAUGGGAAUCCUAAUCAUAAACUGCAGU